AUGGUUAGGGCACCAGUGGACCGCAGUGAAGGACAGAUUUCAGGAGCUGAUAUUGAUGAUAGAGCUGUGCCGAGGCCUGGACGGGAGUUAUAUGAGAUGGAGCAGCUACGUAAGACAAAUCCCCCGGAGUUUUCUGGAGAGGGGGAGGGUUUUGAGGCUGGGGAGUGGUUGCGCCAGAUGAGCAGGCGAUUGGAGACUUUGGCUAUACCGGACAAUAAGAGGAUGACACCCGAGAUGACAGUGUCACAAUAUACCAAGAAGUAUGAGGAGUUGUACAAGUAUGGGAAGAAGUAUGCUCUGGAUGAUGAAAGCAAAGCUGAGAAAUACCGAGAUGGUCUACUCCCGAGCAUUAGCAGGAUGGUGAUUGCUUCUACGGUGAGGACUUAUGAUGAGACGGUGGAUAUGGCGCUAGAGUUAGAGCGAGAAGAGCGCAACUCCCGCCAGUAUUGGGAUGUGCAGAAAGGUUGUAAAGCUUCAACAAUUAGUGGCAAUGGAGGAGGUAGUCAAAAGAAACCGAGGACUGAGUUUCAGGGCUUGAGGGGCCAGAAGGUUGAUCAAGGCAAAGGUUCGGGGUCAAGAGAUGGCAAGAUUGUGUGUUUCAAGUGCGGUCGGGAGGGCCAUAAGAAGAAUCAGUGCACCAUCAUAGGAGUCAAGUGUUAUGGGUGUGCUCCUAGUCCAGCUCUUCCUUCUACUGUUCCGUCAGUUGGGAGGGGGCGAGGUGGGGCUAAGCAGCAAACAUCAUUGACUCAUGGGAGAGCAUUUGCAUUGGGACAUAAUGAGGUAUCUGAGCAUCCUAACUUCAUUGGAGAGGGUGUAGUUCUUGAUUGUGUGUGCCGGUUUGGUAGUAUAGCUCUAAUGGCUGAUUUGUAUGUCUUAGACUUCAAGGAUUUUGAUGUAAUCCUUGGAGUAGAUUGGUUAACAAAGCUUCAUGUGUUGAUGGAUUUUUGGGAGAGGAAGGUCACUCUUAAUGUACCGGAAGGAGGGAUCACGAGUUUGAUUACAUCAGCACCUAGGGGUGAUAUAGCUACUCCGACACGUGUGGUAGAGGAGUACAUAGAUGUAUUUCCGGAUGAGUUACCUGGGUUACCAUCGAAGAGGGAGGUUGACUUUACCAUUGAGUUGCACCCAAAUGGUAAGCCAAUCUCGAUUCCACCAUAUCGGAUGGCUCCGACAGAAUUAAAGGAAUUGAUGACUCAGUUGGAAGAGUUGUAA
Molecule: messenger RNA, 1212 nt
Organism: Tripterygium wilfordii
Lineage: Eukaryota; Viridiplantae; Streptophyta; Magnoliopsida; Celastrales; Celastraceae
Exons: 5
Coding region: 1-1212 (403 amino acids)
Molecular function (GO): nucleic acid binding; zinc ion binding
Source: RefSeq, a predicted model, not a curated record